Salmo salar (Atlantic salmon) is the source of this 3803-nucleotide messenger RNA. Its product is annotated as lymphoid-specific helicase. Gene Ontology annotation, cellular component: pericentric heterochromatin; nucleus. Gene Ontology annotation, molecular function: ATP binding; chromatin binding. The record is from RefSeq and is a predicted model, not a curated record. Gene Ontology annotation, biological process: lymphocyte proliferation; DNA methylation-dependent constitutive heterochromatin formation; negative regulation of gene expression via chromosomal CpG island methylation. Lineage: Eukaryota; Metazoa; Chordata; Actinopteri; Salmoniformes; Salmonidae.
CGCCUUCUUCAUUAUACACUCUCACACACAGACUGCUGCAUGCUUUAAGUUGUGUAACUUGCUGUAACGUGUUCUUCAAACAAAUAUCCCAGGAAAAUAGUAGUAAACAUUUUACUACAUAUCUAGUUUGGCAGUUUUUCAAUAUGAGUUGUGUAAAGGAAGAAACCCGAAGCGUGUCUCCUCAUUGUCCGAAGCCUAACGAAUCUGAAGAACCGCUGGGUACAGCUAUGGAGGAGACUUUGCCUGGAAGUCCAGCUGCAAGUGUGAAAGCUGAAGAUGGAGUGUCUGAAGUUGUCAUCACAAAAGAGAUGGAGGAAGAGGAGAUGCAGUUGGUGGAGAAAGGAGAGAAAAAAGAAGAGGAGAUUAUGAAAAAGGCUCGAGAAGCUCAGAAGAAGGAAACUCAUGACAUUCGCUUCAAGAGACUGCAACACUUGCUGGAGAAAAGUAACAUAUAUUCCAAAUUUCUUCUUACGAAGAUGGAACAGCAGCAGCAGGAGGAAAUGCUGAAGAAGGAAAGACUGGUAAAGAAGGCAGAGAAGGGCAUUGGCAAAAAGGCUGGGAGAGUUGAAAAAAAUAAAAGGGAGCGAGAGGAAGACUAUAAAAUUGCUGAUGUCAUGUCUAAAGAGGAAAUUAUGUCCAAGGCCAAGAAACGUAAAGUGGAGGAAGAGGAGGUCCCUGGGAUGAAGAAGCUAGAAGCAGAGGACAUUGAAAAGAUGAGUGACUCCAAUGCUGACAUCAAGGGCCGUCUGUCAGAGACUGUGAGAGACAAUGCCAAGCAUCUACUGGACCCAGACAGGAAGGUGAACGGGCAGGCUGUGCCCGCCCAGCAGCCCUUGCUCUUCACUGGGGGAGUCAUGAGGUCUUACCAAAUAGAGGGUGUGGAGUGGCUCAGGAUGUUGUGGGAGAAUGGUAUCAAUGGGAUCCUGGCAGAUGAGAUGGGUCUGGGGAAGACCAUCCAGUGCAUCGCCCACGUGGCCAUGAUGCUGGAGAGAAAGGUGAUGGGUCCCUUCCUGGUAGUGGCCCCCCUGUCCACUCUGCCCAACUGGAUCAAUGAGUUCAAGCGCUUCACUCCAGAGGUGUCAGUGCAGCUGUACCAUGGGCCUGCUAAGGAUAGGAUGGCGUUGUUAAAGCGGAUUCGUAAGCCCCAGGGACCUCACAACAUGUUCCCUGUGGUGGUCACCUCCUUUGAGAUUGCCAUGAUAGACAGGAAAUUUCUGCAGCGCUUCCACUGGAAGUACCUGAUCGUGGAUGAGGGCCACAGGAUCAAGAACCUGAACUGCCGACUGGUGAGGGAAUUGAAGAUGCUGCCCACGGACAACAAGCUGCUCCUGACGGGCACGCCACUGCAGAACAAUCUGGCUGAGCUGUGGUCACUGCUCAACUUCCUUCUGCCUGAGGUGUUUGACGACCUCAAGAGCUUUGAGUCGUGGUUUGACAUCGAUACCAUUGGUUCGGAUGCAAAAAAUGUUGUGGCUAACGAACGAGAGCAGAACAUCCUGCACAUGCUCCACCAGAUUCUGACGCCAUUCCUGCUGAGAAGACUGAAGGCUGACGUGACGUUGGAGGUGCCGCCCAAAAAGGAGAUUGUUGUGUACGCCCCACUCACUGCCAAACAGGAGUCUUUUUACACUGCUGUGGUCAACAAGACCAUCGCCAAAGUGCUGGGCCAGGUGAAGGUGGAGGCUCCAGUGGUGCUGACGGCCGACGGCAGGCCUAAGCGCAGGACCAGGAGGCCCGUGGACUACAAAGAGACUGAUGGUGACACGCCCUACGACCUGGAGAAAUACCUGGAGAGGGUUCAGAAGGAGGCUGAGCAGAGCCCCGCCCCGGUUGUGGACGUGCAGAUGCCCCUGGACUCCCAAAUCAACCUGAAACUGCAGAACAUCCUCAUGCUGCUGAAGAGGUGCUGUAACCACCCCUACCUCAUAGAGUACCCACUGGACCCUGCCACUCAGCAGUUCAAGAUUGAUGAGCAACUGGUCCAGACCUCAGGGAAGUUCCUCAUUCUAGACAGAAUGCUGCCAGAGCUGAAGAAGAGAGGACACAAGGUGCUGAUUUUCAGCCAGAUGACGUCCAUCUUGGAUAUCCUAAUGGACUACUGCUACCUGCGGGGUUACCAGUACAGCCGACUGGAUGGGAGCAUGGCCUAUCCCGACAGAGAAGAGAACAUGACCAAGUUCUCUUCUGACCCAGAGGUAUUUCUCUUCCUACUGAGCACCAGAGCAGGUGGCCUGGGCAUCAACCUGACUGCUGCUGACACGGUCAUCAUCUUUGACAGUGACUGGAACCCUCAGGCUGACCUGCAGGCCCAGGACAGAUGCCACCGUAUCGGGCAGACAAAACCUGUGGUGGUGUACCGACUGGUCACUGCCAACACCAUCGACCAGAAGAUCCUGGAGAGAGCGUCAGCCAAGAGGAAGCUGGAGAAGAUGGUCAUUCACAAGAAAAAAUUCAAAGGAGGAAAGGCUGAGCUCAAACAGACCAAGAGCUGCGUCGACGUGUCUGAGCUGAUGGAUCUUCUCAACACCAGAGAUUACGAGAAGGAGGUGAAAAGCACCAAAGGGAAGGUCAUUAGUGACAAGGACCUGGAGGCUCUGCUGGACCGCAGUGACCUUCUGGACAAGGCCAAGAGCAGCUCCAAACAGAAGGUUGGCGUUUUCAAGGUGAUCGACGCCAAGGAAUCAUCGGAGAUCAGCUUGACCUAAGUUUGAAAGGCGCAGACGUGAUACUCCUAAUGGCAUAACCUAAAAAAACCUUAAGCUAGAGCUGGAUCAUAAGGGUCCACUGCUCUGAUGUUCGUUGUAGUACUGAACCAACUGAGACGGAAACCAGAGGACUUACUCAACCCAUUCUCCUGAAACGACUGUUUUAUACUAAAGUUGAUGUCGUUUUCUUUACUGCCUAUGGUAAAUGUUUAUCUUUUUGUUGUGGAGUUUGUCAAAUGCUGUUGGUUAUGGUGGAGACCGACUCCUGUUUUCCAGAAGCUAGUGUUCAUAUACACUGAGUGUACAAAACUUUAGGAACACUUUCCUAAUAUUGAGUUGCGCUCAGAACAGCCUCAAUUUGUUGGCGCGUGGACUCUACAAGGUGUCAAGCGUUCCACACGGAUGCUGGCCCAUGUUGAAGCCAAUGCUUCCCACAGUUGGCGAUUUGGGUGGUGGACCAUUUUACUUACACGUGGGAAACUGUUGUGAAACCCAGCAGCGUUGCAAUUCUUGACCCUCAAACCAGUGCACCUGGCACCUAUUACCAUACCCUGUUUAAAGGCAAUUAAAUCUUGUCUUUCCCAUUCACCCUCUGAAUGGCACACAAACACAAUCCAUGUCUCAAUGUUUAAAAAUAAUUUUUAACCUGUCUCCUGCCUUCAUCUAAACUGAUUGGAGUGGAUUUAACAAGUUACAUCAAUAAGUGGUCAUUGCUUUCACCUGCUCAGUCUGUCAUGGAAAGAGCAUGUUUUGUACACUCAGUGUAUAAUGAAGUAUUUUGAAAUCUUAAGACAAAUCUCAUAACUGCCAUUAUGCUAUUUUUGCUGUGGAUUUGGAUGCUGGUUGGACCUUUGCCCAUUUUAGGUGCGGCGAUUAAAUCACUUGAAAUAAUCAUUCAUAAGCCCCACUUGAAUUGGAAUCAAUUACUUUUCAAAAUGCAUGCUAAAGUAAAUGCUGAACUUAACGGGUUCAUUGACACUGUAUGUUGGAGCAAAACUCCAAGCACUUUAUGCAUGCUGAGACCAUGUCCUUUUAAUUGUUUUGUAUGCAACUUGUUUUCUAAAAAUAAACAAACACUUGAAUGUGUAGUUAUAAUCA